GAUUCCGACGAGUCGACGGUGAUAAUGGGCGUCCAGGUGGAGGAGUCCAAGAUCACCGCCAUGAUCGAGAAGGCCAAGUUCUACACCUCCGUCUGCAUGGGCACCACGGCGAUUCUCGCGGUCUUCGCCUUCCUGUUUCUGAUCCCGUUCGUCGUCGAGCCGGCGAUAUCCACCAUUCUGGCGGAUUACUCGCCGCACGCGGUCGCUUGCGUCACGACGGGUCACGUUUACGCGGAGGGGCUGAAGAAUUGCUCGUGGGCGAGUUGCAGGGAAGGUUGUACGAGUGCUGCGCUUCGUUGUCAUCAGAUCAGAGUCAACUACACGAAGCUCCCGUACGAGGAGUUCAUGGCGAAACCGCUGGGCUCGGUGCCGUGGGACGUCACGGAGACGAAAUUUUUCGUCAACACGGAGGGGUGCGGCUACCCGCCCACGGUCAACUGUUCCUCCUUCGCGAAAAAGUACGCUUACAAGAACAUGGGCAAGAUAUUUCCUUGUUACUACAGCAGAACGCAUCCGGAGACGGUUGUCGCAAGAUACUCGUGGGACGAGAAUCUGAGGCACUUGGUGCUGGCCUUGAUCGUGCCUAUAGUGCUGUUCGCCGCGACACUCGGCGUGCUGUGCUACUGGUACUGUCCGCCGAUAGGCAAGACAUGCGGUGGCCCUGGUCGCAAUCUCAUCGACAAGUAUGCUAGAAAGGAAGACAUCUUGGCAGAGGACGAGUUCGAAGAGGACGAAGAGGAAUACUGACUGCUACCAAGGGCUCACCCCCCGGCGCGGGAGUGAUCCCAGCGAAAUAUUCUCCGAAUGGCUCCAGCGUACUUUACUUUAUAAAUUUAAGCAAUCGCGUAAUAGCGCUUGAAACAAAUUCACGAAGAGCAGGAAAACGAGAGCCUCGCCUUCUUACGAGUUCACUUACUAAAAUCUUAUGCUUCAGACUACGCCCGAUUCUUUUUGUCCUCUAAAUCUGUUUCGGAUCGCGCUCUCAAUAAAUGAAACGUACGCCUAGGUUCACGCCAGUGGCAUGAAAAGAAUUUUCUCCUUUUCUCUUUCUAUCUCUCUUUUUCUCGGCAUUUCAGUGCACCAAAAUUAAUUGUCACGCACAUAAUUCGAAAGGUAAAGCGAUGGGUUUAGUAAUCAUUUGGAGAAUUGCUUGCGUGAUAAUUUUUACGAUAAACGAAUCUUAAAUUUACGAUGUAAAGUGGGCCGUGAAUACGAGAGCUCGGAUUUCUCAAUUAUCAGUAUUCUAUGCGAGUUUCGAGAAAGUGUAGUUCGAAACACACGGCAAUGCCAGGAGGGAAUAAUAUAUUAAUGAAAUUAAAUGAGAUACCGAUCACACAAAUUAAUUCAAUUAAUAUUUUAUGAUAGAGAUGCUAAUGUAUGCAAAACGCUAAUGCCCAUUAGAUUAUUCAGUAGCGUAGCUGCAUAUUCUAAAAUUGUAUGGACAUUGAUUGAAUCAUUGCAUGAAUAAUCGCGAGCAGAGCGGUUAUGGAAUAACAAACGGCUUCCGUGUGUUUCGAACUUAACUGUGAAAAAGGCGCGCCUUCCUACUUACGUGAUAAUUUAAGCAGAUAGUUUUUAAACGGCACAGAUUAGGUUUUACAGCAGCAUCGAGUCUAGACUAAGUUGUUUGGCCGUAUAUUUAUGACUGAA
Messenger RNA from Linepithema humile (Argentine ant), 1650 nucleotides. It is a transcript of the gene Teh2, whose product is annotated as tipE homolog 2. The record is from RefSeq and is a predicted model, not a curated record. NCBI's taxonomy places the organism in Eukaryota, Metazoa, Arthropoda, Insecta, Hymenoptera, Formicidae. Gene Ontology annotation, biological process: regulation of sodium ion transport. Gene Ontology annotation, cellular component: plasma membrane. Gene Ontology annotation, molecular function: sodium channel regulator activity.